GACGAGGACGCCAGCGUCGGGGGCCGGUUCAGCCACGAGUGGCAGAAGACGAGCCCGCGGACACGUCCGACGCGGCGUAUGAGAAGCGACACCGCAAGUACGAGACGUUCGAGAAGCGGCAGCGGCUGCGCGAGAAGGAGAAGCUGAAGCACGAGCAGUACAAGCUCAAGGAGCGCAUCGAGCAGCUGCGCGGGAUGGACACGCCCGCGUUCCUCGCCCUCCCCGCGUCCGACUUCCCUCCGCCGCCGACGGCUUCCCCGACGAGGCGGCAGAACAGACGGGGACGCGCCGGACGUCGGUGGCUUGUACUUGCACAGUAGUGGCGCGCAGAUGGAGGGCGAGCGGCGGAGGAAGGAGAUGCUGGCUAUCGCCUCCAGUCUGGAGGGACGCUAUCGUACGCUGCUCAACCCUGACAAGAAGCCCGUCGAGAAGAAGUACGGGCGACCAGAGAGCUCUAUUACCUCUGCUGCCCCAGAGGCCGUCAAUGGGUCUAUCUCUGACGAGGAACCCGAAGAGGAGGCACAAGAGGAUGAGGAGGAAGGCGAAGAAGAGGUGGCGCAAGGCGAUGAGGAAGGAGAAGAGGUGGACCAGCUGGAGGAAUCCGAAAUCGAUGUGGACACAGAGUCACCACAGCGACCAUCAUACCACGACGAGUCAGGAGAAUCCGAGGUCGACUUCGAGGAGCGGGACCGGCAGCGCUCGAAGGGCUUAAAGCUCAAGAUCAAGUUCACGCCUCGGACACCGUCGCAACUAAAGGGCACGCUGUCCAAGUCGACCACCAAGAAAAGGAAGCAGACGACGCUGUCUCCGUUCAUGACCCAGAAAGCCCUUGCAGCGAGCCGGAAGGCAGACGAGCAGAGUCCUACCAGGAUGCUUGCGACGACAUCCAUCCUCACCACCGCCUCCACACCAUCGCGCGCUCGCGGACCCGGCGGCAAGUUCCUGCCAAAAGGCCAGGAGCUCGAGAGCGCCAGUGCUACGAAGGCACAUCCUCGAAAACGUCCCCGCACAGACAGCCUGGGUUCCUUCACGCAUCCAGCAAAAGCAACAACGACGCAUGGAGAGUCAAUCUCGUCGGGUGCGGUGCGUCCCAUGCGUCUCGACUCGCCGGGCUCGAGGCACUACGCGACGUAUGCGGGGGCCGCGGGGAAGCAGGAGCAGACGACGUGCAUGCUUAUGGUCGCCGCACUGCGCAACUCUGCCGCGCCGAACGCACGCAAGACGCAGCGCAAUGUGCUGGCGUUCGGUGCGCGGGUGCCGCAGGAGAUCGAAGUGCGGGACUUUGAAAUUCCAGAGUGGGUGCUCAACCAAGACGCACAAGACGACCCACCCGCUGAAGAAGAACCGUCCGACUCGGAAUACACAAUCUUGCCUCGGAGCAGCAAUCUCAAGCAGGAGUCGAUUGCCUCGGAGCGCACUGGCCUAUUGUCAAAGGAAAACGACGAGGACGUCGUGCAGAUAGCGUACCUGACUUCGCCAUAAUUAUUCGUAGUGUAGUCCCGUGUAGCGAUGAGUUUGGUGGUCGGGAGCUGUCACAUACCCGUAUGUAUUGACUAAACUUAUGUAUGAUACCCCGUCUACGUUCAAGCACUCGGAGGCUGGUUCUCAACAACCCUGUUCACCACAAAGCUCUGCACAGUACCCAGCGCGUUCUCCCGCGUCUUCAGCCCCGCCCCCCUCCUGCGUCCAAC
Fomitopsis serialis is the source of this 1691-nucleotide messenger RNA. RefSeq lists its product as uncharacterized. The record is from RefSeq and is a predicted model, not a curated record. NCBI's taxonomy places the organism in Eukaryota, Fungi, Basidiomycota, Agaricomycetes, Polyporales, Fomitopsidaceae. The coding region runs from base 331 to 1482 and encodes 383 amino acids. The transcript is spliced from 2 exons.